Messenger RNA from Vitrella brassicaformis, 2868 nucleotides. Lineage: Eukaryota; Vitrellaceae. The record is from the annotation of a GenBank genome assembly.
GUUGCAUUUGAGCAACAAUCGAUUCAGUGGCCCGCUGCCGGACGGGCUUGGCAGCAACAUGGACAGCCUACGGGAGCUGCAUAUGUCGUCCAACAACGUGCGUAAGACAUAGCCGAGAGAGACGCAAUGUAUGUUUGAGGGCUGCUUGUGUUAGUAGACUGGUUCUUUCUCUUCUUCGUUUCAGUUUUCCGGCCCAUUGCCCCCCUCCCUAGGCAAUGCGGGCAAACUGUGGGGAGUGUGGUUGAAUGAGAACUCGGUACGUACACUUACAAACACGUAACGCUUCACAUAUUACUCUGUCCACAUAGUCUUGCAUUGACAGCUGUCGGGCGCCUUACCGAGUACACUGAGUGGCUGGAAGUCGGUUCAGUAUCUAUACAUAAACAAUAACAACUUUAGCGGCACGCUGAAGCCGCUGAGCAAUCUCACGUCGCUCAGGGCAUUGUGGGUGGCAAAUAAUUCGGUGAGAAGGAUGAGAAAUAUUUAGAAGCGACAUUUGGUAGGGACUUGUGUGUCAUUGCAGUUUGAGGGUCACCUGCCCGUCGGGUUUCAGACUUUGAAGAAUCUCACUGAAAUCCACGCAGCAGAGAACCGGUCCAGGAUGCGCCAGACAUAUUGCAUGCAAUGAAUGGGCCUGUGAAUUGUCAGAUUGAUCAGCUUCUCCGAUUACGACUACAUUAUCGGUUUCGACUACAGUGGCGCAGGGUACGAGAGCCUUAGGCAUUUGGAUCUCUCAUUCAAUCAUAUCGAGUGGUCCAUCGACCUGUCUAUCUUCCCUAACCUCGAAUACGCCGACCUGAGCAACAAUCUCAUCACGGGUUUCGCCAGAAACGGACGGAACACGAUCCCACAAUCGUUCGCACCCCAGCUAUAUAUACAUAUUCACACACACGCGCACACUGAGAUAGAGACAUUGUUUGUGUUGUGUCGCAGUCGGUGUGUUUUUUACGUGCAUGUCCGUGUGUCAGGUUGAAAGUGUUGCAUCUAGAGCACAAUCUGCUGACCGCCCUGCCGGAGGGCUUCCGCUCAAUGCCCAAUUUAGAGACACUUCACCUCGCCAACAAUCACAUCAGCCAGUGGCCCAAGUGGGGUUCCACACCGAGCGGCUUCUGCGAUAACGACCACCUAAGUCAGCUACUGACACGCAAUAGAGGCGGGCAGGUAGUCAUAUGUCUACAGAUGUGUAGUUGGUGCGUAUUUGUGUGCGAUGGAUUGAUAGCGGCGGCAGCGUCGGAAGGCAAUAUCUUGAAUGUGCUGAGGAGUUUGUUGAAUUCAACUUACUUUCCACUCCCACCCGACUGGGGUUCUCUCACACACUUGGAUGUGUCCAACAAUCCCAUCGCAGUCGACGCGACCGAGUUUUUUAUGCCCCUCAAAUGGCAGGACAAGUAAGUGAAGAUUACUGGCUUUCUGUGACUUGCUCUGUCUCUUUGUGUGUGUGUGUGUGACAGUUUGCAGGUGUUGGAAGCAUCGAAUUGUGAGCUGGAUGGGUUACUAGGUUGUGAGGCCUCCUUUGUGUUCGACCGUGCGGCUCUGGAGGAGGAAAAGACGAUCCUUGAGCAAGCCAGCAGCACCUCAUCGGUGAGCACACGCUAUUGGAAAACGCGAAGAUACACAAGUACUUCGGCAGAAAACCACUCAGUAUGUGCACUGUGUACAGCAGACGAUCGAUUGGUGGCAUCUCUUUUGGCCCAUGCCCAACCUUGGGAAAAUCUCGUUGAGCGACAACAACAUCACCGCCAUCGACACGACUGAAACAUGGAAGGCAUGGGAGUCAUCGAUGUACCACCUUGAUCUGCGGAAUAACUCCCUGAGACGAGUGACCAGCUACCCCGACCUCUUUGAAUCAAUCGACAAUCUGAAGCUUGCUCAGAACCCAGACCUGAAAAGAGAGCAGACUGCGGCAUGUAUCAGCCUUACAGCCAUCGAGGUGAGAAGAGAUUAAGCGGAGCAUUCAUACGUGUGUCGCUGGUCGUGGUAGUAUAUGUAUUGUUUCGUGUGUGUCUCUUUGAUGUCUGUGCGUGUGUGUGUGUGUGCUCGUGCUACAGAAGUGUCAAGAUUUGCGUCGAGACCUGAAUUUGACACACAAGAAUUUCAGUUGGUGUCCAGAUAAGGAAACAUACGAACUCAGGCCGCUCGUACCCGACCCGCUCGGUAAGUGACACAGCAAAGUGGGAGCAGACAUCCACCGUGGAUGCCUCUGUGUGGCUGGUGUAGGAUAUUCGGCGCGGAGAUCAGACAACGGUGAGGAGCGUUUUGAGUGUACAGAGUUUUGCGCUGCAUGGAAUCAAGUUGAGGUGAGACAUAUAAAGUUAAGACACAGGACCAUAUCCGAAGCACAGCCAAUGCGCUUCUGAUAGGUUGACUACACCUUCGACUCAGAUGCCCUUUGUCGCUGCCUACCCGGCUAUGAGGGCACGGGCAUCAACUGUACUAUGUGUCCGGCAGGGACAUACAGCAACAGACAAGUCGGAACACAAACGUGCAAACAAUGCCCCGAUGAUGCAGGUAAGAUGCAAGCAGUAUGUGAUGAUCAUCUUGACGACUCUCACUCGACUCUCACUGUUGGUCUACUUAUAUGUGUCGGCAGGUUCUCAUGAAGGCUCAGCUGCAUGCUACUGUCGUCUUGGUUAUGAGCGUGGAAACGAGCCGUGUGAGCCAUGCACAGCAGGGUCUGUUGGUGUGCGCAUGGGGGGCGACGGGAGCGAGAGUCUCGAAACGUGGACGUGCAGGGAUUGCCUGCCUGGCCUGAACUGCUCUCUUCCCGUCAACUACAAUGCAAGUGUGCUGCCGUCGUUCUUCCAGCUCACUGUCCAGCUGCAGUCGGAUGGCUUAUCGCACAACGCCACACGAGAAGUGACGACGUAA